UUGGUGGAGAUGCCAGGGAGAUCUGGGUGUCGAGAAAGGAGCCCGGGCUGUCUUGGGCCAGGCGGGGCGGAUGGCGACUAUCAAAAGGAAAUAGGAUCAUGGCAGCAGAUGAUGACAAUGGUGAUGGAACAAGUUUAUUUGAUGUCUUUACUGCCUCUCCUCUUAAAAAUAAUGAUGAAGGUUCUUUGGACAUAUAUGCUGGAUUGGACAGUGCUGUUUCUGACGGUGCUUCCAAAUCCUGUGUGCCAUCCAGAAAUUGUUUGGAUUUGUAUGAAGAAAUUCUGACUGAAGAAGGAACUGCAAAGGAGGCAACGUAUAAUGAUUUGCAAGUAGAAUAUGGGAAAUGUCAGACGCAAAUGAAAGAGCUAAUGAAAAAGUUUAAGGAAAUACAGACACAGAAUUUCAGCUUAAAAAAUGAAAACCAGUCUCUUAAGAAGAAUAUUUCUGCACUUAUCAAAACUGCCAGAGUGGAAAUAAACCGCAAAGAUGAAGAAAUAAAUAAUCUUCACCAAAGGUUGUCUGAGUUUCCGCAUUUUCGAAAUAAUCAUAAGACUGCAAGGACAUCAGAUAUAGUUAAAACAAAAGAUCUUAAAUCCAAAUCUCCCCAUUUGGAUGAUUGUUCAAAGACUGAUCACAGAGUGAAAAGUGAUGUUUCUAAAGAUGUACAUCAUAGCACUUCACUGCCAAACCUCGAAAAAGAAGGAAAGUCACAUUCUGAGAAAAAGAGCACUUUGCAUUUGCCUACAUCUGUUGAAAAACACUGCACCAAUGGCAUUUGGUCACGUUCCCAUUAUCAGGUUGGUGAGGGUAGCUCAAAUGAGGAUAACAGAAGAGGGAGAAAAGAUGUUAGACAUAGCCAAUAUAGCAGAGGAACUGAAAGAAUACGAAAAGACUUAAAAAUGAGCUGUGGUGAUGGUGAACCGAGGAACAUAGAGGCUAGUCAAAGGCUACAAGGACGUCCUGAGAAAUAUGGUAAAGGUGAACCAAAGGCUGAGAACAAAAAUUCAAAGUUUAAAAGUAACACAGAUUUGGAUUAUAAAAAUGAACGCCUUAGCUCUUCUUGGGAGAAAGAGACCUCUAGAGAAAGGUCACACACUAGAGUAGAAUCUCAAAGUGACAAAAAACUGGAAAGACAAAGUGAAAGAUCACAAAAUAUAAAUAGAAAAGAACUUAAAUCACAAGACAAAGAAGAAAGAAAGGUUGAUCAAAAACCUAAAUCAAUAGUAAAAGACCAGGAUCAUUGGAGAAGAUCUGAACGUGCAUCAUUUCCUCAUUCCAAGAAUGAAAUAACAAAAUCUUCUCAUAAUUCAAGUAAAUACCAUCUGGAAGAGAGAAGAGGAAGGGAAGAGUGUAAAAGAGACAGGGGUGUAAGUAAUCAUAGUUUUCAAGAAGGAAGAUGUCCAUCCUCUCUUUCAACCAGUAGAACUCACAAACACAUUGACUCCAAGGAAGUGGAUGCUGUGCACCAAUGGGAAAAUACACCUUUAAAAGCAGAAAGGCAUAGAACUGAAGAUAAGAGGAAAAGAGAACGAGGAAGCAAAGAAGAAAAUAGACAUAUGAGAAAUGAAAAAAGAACACCUACAGAGCAUUUGCAGAAGACUAACAAGGAAACUAAGAAAACCACUCCUGAUUUAAAGAGACAGAAUGAGCCAAAAAAUGAUAAAGGUGUAGUCUCUAAUAAUGAUGUUUCUGAAGAAGCAGAUAAUAAAGAGCUUGCAGUUAAAGCUGAGAGUGGUCCGAAUGAAACAAAAAACAAAGACUUAAAGUUGAGUUUUAUGGAAAAAUUGAACUUAACUCUUUCUCCUGCUAAGAAGCAGCCUGUUUCUCAGGGUAAUCAGCAUAAAAUAACCAAUACUCCCAAAUCCAAUGGCAUAUGUGACUUAGACUCCUUGGUGCAGGCUAAAACAGUGACAUGUGUUCCCUCUGUCAAUGAACAUAUCACAGAGGACACCAAAUCAAAGUUAUUGGAGCCAAAGGAUGCUAUUGCAGCAGAAUCUGAACCCAGGACCAGUAUUCCAGAGAGGAAAAUGGAAGAAAAUAGGUUGUUAGUUAAAUCUGUUGAGAAUACUAUGCAUUAUGACAUGCCCAGUUGUGGUACCGAGACUUCCGUCUUAGCACCUGUGGAAAUGGGAAAAACAGAAUCCUUGUUUCCAUCAUCAACAGAAAUGGAACAAACCAUUAAUGGUGCAAGGGCAGCAGUUCCUGUGGUAAUGGACAUAUUACAAACAAAUGUUUCUCAAAACUGUGGCUUGGAAUUGGAUAUCAAAAGAAACGAUGGUUUAAAUUCUUGUAGUAUUUCUGAAGGUAUGGAAGUAAAGGAGGCAUUUUCAACCAAAGUGGCUGAAUCCAAUGAAAGCAUUUUGCAGCCUUCAGUUGAAGAAGAUGGCAUUUUGCCAAUAGUCCUUUCAGAAGAUGGUAACCCAAAAUUUGAGCCUUCUCUUGUAGAUUCACCACUGGUUGAGAGUAAGUCUUGUCAUUUGGAGCCUUGCUCACCUAAAGAGACUCUAGAAUCUUCACUUCAGCAGACUGAGUUAAUGGACCACAGAAUGGAAAUUGGUGAAACAAACUCAGUAUAUCAUGAUGAUGAUAACUCAGUUAUGAGCAUUGACCUUAAUCACCUGAGACCUAUUCCAGAAGCCAUCAGUCCUCUGAAUAGUCCAGUGAGACCUGUAGCAAAAGUCCUUAGAAUGGAAAGCCCAUCUCAAGUUCCGUUAUAUAAUAAUAGUCAUAAAGAUGUGUUUCCACCAGAUUCAGCUCAUUCUACCUCCAGCAGUCAGUCUGAUCUCAAUAAGGAAAAUCAAAAGCCAGUUCGCAAAUCUGAGAAAUUUACAGAAGCAGACUCCCUUAAGAAUUCAUCUUUAGAUGAAUUAGAAGAAGGAGAAAUUAUAAGUGACAAUGAAAAAUCUAAAGCACAAAAAAGUUUUGAAAAAAAUGCCAAACCUACAACUUCUACUGAGGUGCAGCACGUAAAAACUAGCCCAGGAAGUAGGAAAAGUACUGUGCGUUUGGAUAAAGACAAUAAGAAAACAUCUUCUGUAAAAAUCCAUCAGACCAAAAGCAAAUGGAAUCAAAGACAAAGUGAAUCUAGCAGAUCUUCAAAAACAGAGAAGAAAGAUAAGACAAUGAGCACUUCGAGCCUGGAAAAAAUAGUUCCAAUCGUUGCUGCACCCUCUUCUGAACGAGAGGUUAUGCACAUGUUACGAAUGAUAAGAAAACAUGUAAGGAAAAAUUAUAUGAAGUUCAAGGUAAAAUUUUCAUUAAUACAAUUUCAUAGAAUUAUUGAUUCAGCAAUUUUGAGUUUUACGUCACUAAUUAAACACCUUGACUUAUCCAGAAUCUCUAAGUCAGUGACUACUUUGCAGAAGAAUCUCUGUGAUGUUAUAGAAUCUAAACUUAAGCAAGUUAAAAAGAAUGGCAUAGUGGAUCGUUUAUUUGAACAGCAACUACCAGAUAUGAAAAAAAAAUUGUGGAAAUUUGUAGAUGAACAGCUUGAUUAUUUGUUUGCAAAGCUUAAGAAAAUCUUAGUAAAGUUUUGUGAUUCCAUAAACUUUGGCAGCGACAGUGAUGAAGGAAAACUUGAAAAGAUAAGUAAAGAGAAAGCACAAUAUUUAAAUUGUCAGAAGGGGAAUGUGGACAACUCCAGCAAAGAAACACUGAAGGAGACAUCCCCCAAAUCAGAAGAUUCUGUUUAUUAUAAGUCUUUAGUGGGAUGUAAAAAAUCUGAGGAAAAACAUCAAGACCAAAAUAGUUCCAGUAUCAACACAGUAAAGUAUGACAUUAAAAAAAAUUUUAACAGUUGCUUUGAUAAUAUUAAGAAUUCUCAAUCCAAAGGGCACUCCUUAGAACCAAACUGCCUGAGCACCCCAAAGCCAGGAAAAAUGGAAGGAAACACCGUGGAGGAUGCACAGACGUCCCAGCGUGCUGCUCUGAAGCCAGAACGCAGUUUUGAGAUUCUUACUGAACAGCAAGCUUCUAGCCUUACUUUUAAUUUAGUCAGUGAUGCACAGAUGGGUGAAAUAUUUAAAAGUUUGUUGCAAGGUUCUGAUCUUUUGGACAACAGUGUUAACUGUAGUGAAAAAAGUGAGUGGGAGUUCAAGACUCCAGAGAAACAGCUGCUAGAGAGUCUUAAGUGUGAAUCUAUACCAGCUUGUACAACAGAAGAGCUAGUUUCAGGGGUGGUUUCUCCGUGUCCUAAAAUGAUUAGUGAUGAUAAUUGGUCAUUAUUAUCAUCUGAGAAAGCUCCGUCUCUGUCUUCAGGGCUUUCGUUGCCAGUUCAUCCUGAUGUGUUGGAUGAAAGUUGUAUGUUUGAAGUGUCCACAAACAUUGCUUUAAGUAAAGAUAAUGUAUGUAGUUCAGAAAAGAGCAAGCCCUGCAUUUCUUCCAUUCUUCUUGAAGAUCUAGCAGUCUCUUUAACAGUACCAUCACCUCUGAAGUCAGAUGGUCAUCUCAGUUUCUUAAAGCCAGAAGUUUUGUCUAGUUCAACUCCUGAAGAAGUUAUUAGUGCCCAUUUUAGUGAAGAUGCUUUACUUGAGGAAGAGGAUGCAUCUGAACAAGAUAUUCAUUUAGCUCUGGAGUCUGAUAAUUCAAGCAGUAAAUCAAGUUGUUCGUCAUGGACAAGCCGGUCUGUUGCUCCCGGCUUUCAGUACCACCCUAAUCUACCCAUGCAUGCUGUCAUAAUGGAAAAGUCCAAUGAUCAUUUCAUUGUGAAAAUACGGCGUGCAGCACCGUCUACCUCCCCUAGUCUUAAACAGAAUAUGGUGGCUGAUGAAUCAUUGGCAUCUUUGCCCAGAGUGGAAAAGGAAGCUGAUGAAGCAGCAGAGAAAGAAUAUACUUCAUGUCAGAAUAGAGUUUUUAAAUCUGUGGAGGAAUUGAAGAAAACCUACAAAAAUGUUGAUAGCAGUAAAUCAGCUCAAGAAGAACAGGACUGUAUGAUACAAUCACAGGUUCCUGAUAUAUAUGAAUUUCUUGAAGAUGCUUCAGGUAAAGUGGGUCAUAGUAAUGAAGUGGCUGAUGAAUGUUUCAAGUUGCAUCAAGAAUGGGAACCAAAAGUGCCUGAAAGUGUUGAAGAAUUGCCUCCAAUGGAAGAAAUUCCACGUUCUGUCGAGGAUCAUCUUCCGAACACGUAUAUAGACCUCACAAAAGAUCCAGUCACUGAGACCAAAAACUUAGGGGAAUUUAUAGAAGUAACAGUUUUAAAUAUUGAUCAGUUGGGAUGUUCUGGAGGCAAUCUGGAUCAAAAUACUCCAAUAUUAGACAAUAUGCAGCCUGAUACUGUAGAUGCUUUUAUUGAUUUGACACAAGAUGUUUCAAGCGAGAGUAAAAAUGAAGGUAACUGUCCUGCUUUACCUGUUGAAGGCUUGGGGUGUCAGGUGAUAUGUGUAGAUGAAGAUAAUAGUAAGGAAGAAAAGGUGGAAGUGGCAAGCAGGCCUUUGGAAAGCAUUGUUGAGGAAGCCUAUAUUGAUUUGACCUCGGAAUCUCCCAGUUCAUGUGAAGUAAAAAAGGAUGAUGUAAAAUCAGAGCCGGCAUCAAAUUCUGGUAGUUCAGAGUUGCCUGGGGCUUUGGAUAAUGCUCACAAAAAGAGAAAAAACUUUUCUGAUCUAAAUCAUUCUUCUCAGAAAAAACAGAGAAAGGAAACAGACUUAACUAGUAGGGAAAAGACCAAAAAAAUUACCCAAGAUUCUGGGCAGAAUGGUGAAGCUCACCGAAAGAAAGCCAACAAGAAAAAGGCCCCUACAGUGACUAAAGAUCCCUCAUUAAAGGCAAGCCCAGGGAUUAAGGAGCCGUCAGCAGCAGCUGCUGCUGCUUCAACAGGCCUGUCUGCAAAGAAUGUUAUUAAAAAGAAGGGAGAGAUUAUAGUUUCAUGGACAAGAAAUGAUGACCGGGAAAUUUUAUUGGAAUGUCAGAAAAGAGGCCCAUCAUUGAAAACAUUCUCUGAUUUAGCUGCCAAGUUGAAUAAAAAUCCAUAUCAGGUCUCAGAAAGAUUCCAGCAGCUAAUGAAGCUCUUUGAAAAGUCAAAAUGCAGGUAGUUAAUGGUUACACUACAGGAGACUAGUAAAGUAAAUGUUUGACACUGUAACUGUGCAGUUAAUGGCCUGUUAGCCUUUGAAGAUGUGAGUAGUGGGUGAGAGACAUCCAGUUGAGUUCCUGCUUCGGUCACGGGUUGGAGGAUGUUGCUCGUGCAGGCUUCUGAGGUCACCUCAUCCACAGGAACAUGCUCAGAGUGAAGCCUGCUGCAGUUCAGAUCAGCAUGGCAUCUCUCCUCAACUUGCUGAUUGCUGAUGAGUCUAAGGUGGGGGGAAAUUCAUUUGAUGAUAAGUUUUUUAUAGAUGAAGAAAAAUAAAACAUUCUUGAAUAGCAGUAUGUUUCAUAGGCGGUGAAGUCUGUGCAUUCAUUGUAAUUUAAUAUUUUUCACAUUUUUAAUUAGGAGUGCUAAAAUACUUUGAAAUACAAAACAUGUUCAUAAAUAUGAAAUCCAUUAUCAUCUGAAUAGAUGACAUGAUUUACCAUGUUAAAUUAUAAUGUUCACAGACAUGUUUCCUCAGUUUCUUUAAGCCCUUCUUAGACAGCUUUAUUAACGCAGUAAGAUUUAUCAGCAGGUUUUUUCCUGUAAGAUCCGAACCAAUUGUUUAAAUAUUUUGGACUUUUACAUAAGGAAAAUUGUAAAGCUGUUUAACAUAUCACUAUUUUUCAAUUGAUUUGUAGUCAUAAUUGUUUGAAGGCAAAACACCCAAUUUUAAAUUAAAUUAAGUUCAUUAAAUCUGAAUACAAACCAUGUUUGGACAGAGAUCUCAGUGUGAAGCGUUCUGAAUAUUUGAGUUAUAAAUCUGUUUCUAGAUCCAAUGUAAAUUACUGUCUUUAGAUAAUCUGUUAAUUUCAGUAGCCCCUCAAAGCAACUAGUUUGUUAAUGAGAUCUUCAGAAGAUAUUUAAUAGUUUACUGCGAAGUUAAAAUUCUAUUUAUGUAAUUCAGAAUGUAAGAUUGAAUGAUGGGGAAUUUGAAGAAAAAGCUUAUUCUAAAGAACCUUUAAAAAAUAGUUUAAGGCAAAAAUGGCCUGAUUAUUUUUCAGAUUCAUUGUGCUUUAAAAUUUUCACUGCCUUUAGGAAAUUAAACUGAGUUUUUUGUUUUAACUGAAUGUUAUCUUAAAAUAUGACUUCCAUUGUCUUGUGAAGAUAAUGUGCAUUCAUGAAGGAAUUAACUUGUAUCUGGAAGUGAUGCUUAUUUGAAAUUCCCAAAUUUCAUUACAAAUCUAAAAUCUUUUAAUAGAUUUGGUAUUUGAGAUUUUGUUUGCUUGCAUGAUAGCACAAAUAGUGGGUUAUUUCCUUCCUAGCUUAUUUCUUAACUGAUUUUUUUUUCCUCCUACUAUAGUCUCAUUAAAUUCUUGUCAAAAUCAGAGUAUAACAAUAAAGUUACCAAACAGAUUCUGUAAAAAGCUAGUUCUUUAACACCUUAUUACUACAAAUAACUACUUAUUAUCUAAGUAGAACUUGCCUUAAAAGAAAAAGACUUUAUGAAGUGGUCAUACCAGAAAAAUAGAAUCAUAACUUUAGCAUUUUCUUACAUUGCAGAUAAGUUGCUGAAUUCCUUGGGAUCUUAAUUGAUAUUGCAUACUACACAGAAGCUUGGAAUUCCUCAUGCUUUAAAUGGGGAAGUAGAGGGCAGUUUUAUGGCAUAUUUGAUUACUAGAUAAUUACAUUUGAUACUACUUGUUGACUCUUCAUUCUCAAGUCAGCGUGUUCAGCUUGUUCUAGUCAUCAGUCUGCUUUGCUUACCUGUUAUUGGUCAGGAAUUUUAUUUUUAAACAGGUUAGAACUUGUUAUUAAGAUAAAAGCAACAAGAAUAUAGUAUUGAAACCUUAGUUUUGAUAUUUCAAAGAAAUGACUUUCUUUUCUAGAUUUUUAAAGAUAGUUUUGUAGCAUUUUAAAUUUAAUGAUUAGUUUGUUUUCAUCCAUUUUUAUUUGCUUUUCUAAUUGCCUCCACUCAUUUGGUAAAUUGUAAAAUAAUAUAAAUAGUGUAUCUGUAAAUAUGUAUAAUUGUAAUGAUGUAAAAUACUUUGUGUAUGUGUAUGUGUGUUUGUGUAUACAGACGUAAAUGGCUUUGCCUAGCCAAGGAUUUUUUUAUCUGUAUAUAAAACUUUUUGUAUAAAGUUUGCUUUCAAUACCAGUAAUGUAUAAAUAAAACCAUGUAAAGUUCUGUUA
Molecule: messenger RNA, 8194 nt
Organism: Ceratotherium simum simum (southern white rhinoceros)
Lineage: Eukaryota; Metazoa; Chordata; Mammalia; Perissodactyla; Rhinocerotidae
Gene: CASP8AP2
Product: caspase 8 associated protein 2
Biological process (GO): Fas signaling pathway; extrinsic apoptotic signaling pathway via death domain receptors
Cellular component (GO): mitochondrion; PML body
Molecular function (GO): transcription corepressor activity
Source: RefSeq, a predicted model, not a curated record